Molecule: messenger RNA, 306 nt
Organism: Parnassius apollo (apollo)
Lineage: Eukaryota; Metazoa; Arthropoda; Insecta; Lepidoptera; Papilionidae
Source: the annotation of a GenBank genome assembly
AUGCUUGUUGAUGAAGUUGAUGAUGGGCUGAUGGCAGGCAUUUCUAGUGUGUUGUCACGAGAUAAAGAUUUGUCAGAUUCAGGGUCCUCGAGUGUCAAGAGAUCGGAAUUGGAAUCAAGUGAUUCAGAUUCUCAGUCUGAACUUUCCGACAAAGAUAUGACUCCCGCACCUUCAUUACAAAGAAAAGGACGAGAUCGUGGUAUGCAACAACGUGGAGCCAUGCGACGUUCACGCGAAAUUACAUCGCGAAGGCUAACCAAUAAUAGUAACGUGCCAGCGUCAUCUUCAUCUGAUGUGAGACAUUGA